AAGAGAAAGAAGGUCUCAUUUCGCUAAUAUUAGUUGAACCACUUUAAUUACUGGAUCACAAACGCCAAAAAAAAAGAUGCCUUCAAGCUGCGAAAUCUGCUGUGAACUGCUCAUCGCCAUUUUGCUCCCUCCUUUAGGUGUUUGCUUAAGGCACGGUUGUUGCAGCGUAGAGUUUUGUAUAUGUUUGAUUUUAACGAUUAUGGGUUAUGUUCCUGGGAUAAUAUACGCUCUUUACGCCAUUGUUUUUGCGAAUCGAGAUGAGUACUUUGACGAGUACAGGCGACCACUUUAUUAUUCAAGUGCUUAGUGUUGUUUAAUUUUGAAUAUUUGUGAUGCUUUGAUUUGGUUUUUGAGGUCCUU
Hibiscus syriacus is the source of this 360-nucleotide messenger RNA. Its product is annotated as UPF0057 membrane protein At4g30660-like. The coding region runs from base 77 to 307 and encodes 76 amino acids. Gene Ontology annotation, cellular component: membrane. The transcript is spliced from 2 exons. The record is from RefSeq and is a predicted model, not a curated record. Lineage: Eukaryota; Viridiplantae; Streptophyta; Magnoliopsida; Malvales; Malvaceae.